This is a messenger RNA of Penicillium brasilianum, 318 nucleotides long. NCBI's taxonomy places the organism in Eukaryota, Fungi, Ascomycota, Eurotiomycetes, Eurotiales, Aspergillaceae. The record is from the annotation of a GenBank genome assembly.
AUGAAACCCUCAACCGUCUUCCUGGCGGCUCUCGCGCCCGCCGCCGUCCUGGCCGAUACACUUCCGCGUGCCAACGUCGAGAUCGCACACAAUCCCAGCGCUCUAGCCCAGCGCUCACCGUUUGCGACGAUACCGGAGCCUAACAGACAUCAACCACGGAAGUCUAUCGUGGAUUCGGACGCGACGAUAGUGACUAUCGAGCGCGAGGCUCGGCAUAUUCUCCAGGCUCGCAGUGAAGGUUCACUCGGCCAGACGCCGUGGAUUGGUAUGGCCAUUGGCUUGACCUGCACGGCAAUGGCGGCGGUGAUGCUGGGUUAA